UGAGAUUUACUCUCCCAGGCUGCUUCUUCUUCUUCUUUCGGGUGAAAGGCAAAAUGUUUCGAUCUCUGUGGUAUAAAUUGGGAAUUAAUCUGAAGAGGACGACUGCCAUCAUCAAUCGAGAAUCUUCUUAUUCAUCAUUAGCACUAUCAGCUAAGUAUUUUAGGUUUACAACACAAAAUCAAUUUGUUCUAAACAAGUCUAGGGUUACUUUCAUUUGCUAUUCCUUCUGUACUAGUAAUUUUACUUCUUCUGAUUCUGAUAAUUCAUUUGUUAUUUCUUAUCUGAUUAAUUCAUGUGGAUUGUCUGAAUCUGAAGCUAUUACUGCCUCUAAAAAAAUCAAUUUCAAAACCACAACCAAACCCGAUUCAGUACUAACCCUACUUAAAACAUAUGGAAUUACUCUACCCCACAUUUCUAAAGUGAUCACAAAGCACCCAUCCAUCCUCUCUGCUAAUCCACAUGAAACCCUUAAACCCAAACUAGAUUUCUUCAAAUCAAGAGGAAUUUGUGAAAAUGACCUAGCCUACUUCAUCUCAAGGUUCCCAGGAUUCCUGAGACGGAGUUUAAAUGAAAGAAUAGUCCCUGUAUUUGAUAUCCUGAAGAGCAUUGUUCAUACUGACGAAAACGUUAAUAAAUUGAUUAGACGAGUUACUUGGGUCCUAAAUGUUAACUUACUUAAAAGUUUAAUGGUCAAUCUAGAGGUUUUGAGAAGUGAAGGUGUCCCUGAAGCUAAUAUUUCUAAGUAUCUAGUCAGGCAGCCUAGAGUUUUUAUUGGAGAUGCCGAUAAAUUUAGGAAGAUUGUGGAAAAGACUAAAGAUUUGGGUUUUGAUCCCUUAAAUACUACAUUCCUUGUAGCUAUACAUGGACUGGCAUCAAUGACUGAAUCUAAUUGGAGAAGAAAGAUGGAUGUUUACAAGAGAUGGGGUUGGUCUGAGGAUCAAAUUCUAUCAGCAUUUAGGAAGAAUCCUCGUUGUAUGACGGUGUCUGAGGAGAAGAUAAUGGCGGUUAUGAGUAUCCUUGUGAACGAAAUGGGUUAUGAUUCAUCAAGUGCUGCUGAAUGCCCAUUAAUUUUUGAUUGUAGCUUGAAGGAGAGGAUUAUUCCUAGGUGUUCUGUCAUCAAGAUUCUAGUCUCCAAGGGUCUGAUCAAGGAAAUGAUUUCAUUAAGUUCACUUUCAACAAUGGUAGACAAGGCAUUUCUGGAGAGGUUUGUCAAGAUGUACGGGAAAGAAGUUCCUGAACUGAUGAAUGUAUUCCAAGGUCAGCUUAAUUACCAAGAUCUACUGCAGAACUGAAGGAUUUGAUGAGAUGAAUACACGGUGUCUUCGAUGGAGCUUGAACAGCUACAGGGUGAGAAACAAUAAAUGUGCAGUCAGAAGCCUUUUAGCUUGCUUACUACAGUACGGUGGACUCAUGAGCUGGGUGCUAGCAGUGUACACCAUGUAAGCAACUGCGAAGGAUUCGUAGCUGCAUUAACCUUGUUUUUAUUUACUCAAACGGAAGUAUGUAAAAGACUCUUGCAGUAUAUCAUUGGCUUUUUCUUGCAGUAGUUUUCCCGCUCAAGUGUAUUUGGGUUGAGCAUGUGUCACCAAUAGUGCAGUUGUUCAUCUGGUUAUACAUAUCGCUGAAACCCAACGUAGUCUUUGCAACAGAGAAGAAGAAAGUAUACACCACCUAGUAUUGCAGUAUGGAAUUGUUUGGCAGCACAAGCAUAAAAGUGAAGGAAUAACUAGAAGCCUGGUCUGACAACGAAGGAUUAAAAACUGGGCAGGAAAAUUUGUUCAAUUACACCUCCUGCAAUUUUAUGGGCUGUAUGGGGUUCUCUGUACAAUUCGUUCAGGUUUUUAACUUUCAGGGGUUUUGUAUUAAACUGGGAAGUGGUAUGAAAUAUUAAUUAGAAUGCGACUGUCAUGAAUUUGUGCCUGGAGA
Messenger RNA from Papaver somniferum (opium poppy), 1926 nucleotides. RefSeq lists its product as uncharacterized. NCBI's taxonomy places the organism in Eukaryota, Viridiplantae, Streptophyta, Magnoliopsida, Ranunculales, Papaveraceae. Gene Ontology annotation, molecular function: double-stranded DNA binding. Bases 54 to 1292 code for a protein of 412 amino acids. The record is from RefSeq and is a predicted model, not a curated record. The transcript is spliced from 2 exons. Gene Ontology annotation, cellular component: chloroplast. Gene Ontology annotation, biological process: regulation of DNA-templated transcription; chloroplast organization.